Molecule: messenger RNA, 1398 nt
Organism: Aspergillus niger
Lineage: Eukaryota; Fungi; Ascomycota; Eurotiomycetes; Eurotiales; Aspergillaceae
Biological process (GO): transmembrane transport
Molecular function (GO): transmembrane transporter activity
Source: RefSeq, a predicted model, not a curated record
AUGACUCUUCCAACAUCACUGUGCUAUUUAAAAAUUGAUGAUGAAGUUAUUGCUUGGAUAGCGUGGUGUCCAAUAUGCACCGAUUUAGAACAAAGAACUGCUGUACCACUCCCCCGCUGCCUCACCCCGCUGAAUGUUUUGUCGUCACCCAUCCUACCCUACUGCCGGCGAAUACAUUUUGUAAUGAGCAGAAUUCAAUUUGUUCACUUCCAGAAAAGCCGUGUUAUUGCAAUCGCAAAUCCCUCAAAUUACUCUGUACCUGCUACCAAUGCUGCCAAUGACACCCCAGAAACACAACGGUCGGAGCCACCGGCCACCCAACCAUACACAUUAUUCACUUCCAAAACAAGAAUGUUCAUUGUUAUAAUUGUGGGAUUUGCAACUAUAACAUCACCUCUCACCGCGACCGUAUACUUUCCACUUCUACCAAUGCUUGAGACCCAAUUCGAAACAUCGCGGCAAGCAAUAGAUAUUACAUUGACCAUCUAUAUAAGCUUCCAAGCUGUAUCACCAGCAAUAUUCGGACCGCUUUCUGAUUCCGUUGGUCGAAGACCAACAUACCUUCUUACCCUCGCCAUCUAUGCUUUAGCUAAUUUAGGCAUGGCACUCAAAUCCAACUAUGGUGUCCUCUUACUAUUACGGGCUCUUCAGAGCCUUGGCGCCAGUGCCUCAUUUGCUAUAAGCUAUGGCAUUGUCGCUGAUGUCUGCGUUCCCAGUGAACGGGGUAGGAUGAUGGGUUGGGUCAGUAUGGCCUUGAAUCUAGGGACCUGUGUGGGCCCGAUCAUGGGUGGGCUGGUUGUAUAUCUGAGUGGAGAUAUUGGGUGGGUCUUCUGGGCCUUAUUUAUUGUCGGGAUUCUUCUAUUCUUCGUUGUUGGUAUACUGCUUCCUGAGACUGGGCGCAACAUUGUUGGGAAUGGAAGUGAUAGGACGAAGGUUAAAGCAUGGNACCGGUGCUGGUGGAGUUAUAUCACAGCCGNGGGAUUUUUACUGAAUAAAAAGAACGACACCCGANAAGAGAAACCUGCAGGUAAUACCGAGCAAAGUCCUUCUGGCCAGGCGAGAAAGAGCAUCUUCACUCAGCUUAAUAUCCGAAUGUUUCUAGUCCCCUUACGGAUCAUCUUCUUUCCAGACGCCUUUUGCUGCCUGUGGAUGCACGGAUCUUUCUACGCGGUUGAAUAUAUCCUCGCCGCUACGGUUUCCGAUAUUUUCAUGCACACAUAUCAGUUCAACACGUUAUUAACCGGCCUGGCUUACUUUCCACAAGGCAUUGGUAUCAUCGGAGGCGGCUAUUGCAAUGGCCGAAUAAUGGAUUACAACUAUGAAGCGAUGCCCGCAAACAUAAUCAUCCAAUUGAUCGAGUCCAUGGCGAUGAUCUGCGUGAGUUCCCAAUCGAACUAG